Messenger RNA from Dreissena polymorpha, 1568 nucleotides. Its product is annotated as pancreatic triacylglycerol lipase-like. The transcript is spliced from 8 exons. The record is from RefSeq and is a predicted model, not a curated record. Gene Ontology annotation, molecular function: lipase activity; carboxylic ester hydrolase activity; protein binding. The coding region runs from base 79 to 1497 and encodes 472 amino acids. Lineage: Eukaryota; Metazoa; Mollusca; Bivalvia; Myida; Dreissenidae. Gene Ontology annotation, biological process: lipid metabolic process.
ACCUGAUAAGAUACACACAAAUACAUUUGGAAACACGGGCUAAUACACAACCAGUUAGUAAAAGCGUUUUCAUUUAACAUGUGGUUGCUGACCAUCGCCAGUGUUUUUGCUGUUGUUUGCGUAGUGCAUGCUCGCGGUAUUCAAACACGCGCCACCCAAUGUUACGGAGAUCUAGGAUGUUUCACCUCCGAUAACGUCAUGCCGUUGCCAGACGAUCCGGAUCAUAUUCGCACGACAUUCCGACUGCAUGUCCGCAAUUCGAGCACCAGCUACGACCUAGCGGCCACCGCUGUCAAGUCGCACCUGAGCACGUGGCUUACCAACUUCGACGUCAACAGGAAAACAAAGAUCAUCACCCACGGAUUCACCCACAGUAGCGCAAAACCCUAUGUUGUCAAAAUGACGUCAGAGCUACUUAAAAAGGAUGAUUUCAACGUAAUUGUGACGGACUGGGGCCCUGGAGCGCUGACAAACUACCCAAAGGCCGUGGCAAACUCGUUUGUGGUUGGUGCACAGCUCGCACAAUUGCUCGAGGAGCUGCAUGCACAUCAUGGGCUCCAGUACGCGGACGUGCAUCUGAUUGGUCACAGCCUGGGUGCGCAGAUAUCCGGUCACGUGGGAGGGCGCGUUCAGGGGCUUGCUCGGAUUACAGGUCUCGACCCUGCAGACCCAGGGUUCACGGGAAAACCGAUCGACAAGCGUUUGGACGCCUCGGACGCGACGUUUGUUGACGUCAUUCACACAGACGGCUCCAAGUUCAACUUUGUGACGGGUUUAGGUACGGACGUUGCCGUGGGCCAUUUAGAUUUCUACCCAAACGGCGGGGAGCAUCAGCCAGGAUGUGAUGAGAACCCGAUAGGCGGCAUCUUAGGCAGCCUGUUACAUAAUGAUAUUGGCGGUGUAGAGCAUGCCGUCGAGUGCAGUCACGACCGGUCGCACGAGCUGUUUUCUGAAUCCAUUAACUCGGCCUGCAAGUUCUACGGGCACCUGUGUCCGAGUGGGGAUAGCUUCGAGGCCGGAAGUUGCCUCGGCUGCCCCGACGGAGGCUGCCCGCUUAUGGGCUAUGACGCCGACCUGAGUUCCGGUAUGAAUGGAUCGUUCUAUCUAAGUACAUCCGGGGCGGCUCCUUACUGCGGGCACGAGUAUUUCGUGAUCGUGGUGAUGUCUUCCAACAUGUCGCACGCCUAUGGAGAGUUCAUGAUCACGCUCGUGGGAACCAAAGGGCGCUCGGAGCCGCUCAAGUUUGAAAGUCUUAUGCACGCGCUUGACCACGGCAUGGAGGAGAAGCACGUGAUCAGCACUCACGUGGACAUCGGUAACGUGACGUCAGUGCAGCUACAGUUCGUCAAAGGCGGUCAAGGUGCCUCAUACGUGAAGGUGCACAGCGUCCUCUUGGAGCCGGCGGAGGACACCAGUAAAAAAGUUAAGUUCUGUGCCAAUGACGCUCAGUUCAGUUCGAGCCAGACUAUUGCCGUCUCCAGUAACACCGGAUGUUGAACCCAGGAAUUGAUCUUAUAUGGUCUUUUGUUUGCCUUGUUUGUAUAAUACAAUUGUUCUUGUCUUGUUAA